GUAUACAACGAAGAUUGGGGAGGGCAACGAUUGAGGGUAGUCAGUCGGCGCCCAGCCGUGGCGUCGACAACAUUCUUCGGUGGAUUCUUCGCUUGAGGAUUGAAAAUUUGAAGAAAUCUAAAUAUUAUAUUCAUCAGAAAGAUCUUUUCUCCUUCCUUGAUCUGUGUUGUCAUCAAGGGAUUGUUUUCGUCAAUUAGCUUAACUGGAGGAGGAGAUUCUGGAGAUACAUUGAUAAUGCAAAGACGAUUAUUCGGUAAUGUCUAAUGGAAGAAGAGCAACGCGACCCAUCAGGCAGCUGUCAUUGCAGCAGCCUGUACCGCGUCGACAGUACAUCAGACGGCAGAGAUCAGCGGAGGAUGAUUGCAGCAAGUCGUUACAGAUCUACGCGAAUCCAAUUGCGCGUGACAGAUUAGUGAAUACAACGGAAAAGCCCAAGUUGCGAGUUGCCUGGGGCGAUGAUCAUCGCGAUGGUUUGGCCCAGGUGGAGGUGGUGGCCCGGCAGAUUCCGAGUCGAUCUAGACCGACCACAGGUCGAUCCAACAGGACUUAUGCCACCUCGGAAAAAGCGUCGAUCCUUUACUCGCGACAGGAGCUCGCCGAGAGGCUGCGACUCGCGUGGAAGCAUCGCGAGCAGAACAAAGCGAACAUUGACAUCUUCCUGGCACAUGGCGUGGCAAUGGAGGAACGCUGCGAUUCACAGCUUUCGAUGUCUAUCCCACCGACCCCUCUCCCUCGAAAAGAGUUCGUUUCCGUCCAGGAUGUGGGAAAAGACUCACAGAAUCUGACAGUGCCUAGUAAUCUGGAAGAUGAAGAAAGGAACCGAGAGAAGGAACCAUGUAAUAUUGAUAAUAACGAUAAUAAAGUUGAUAAUAACGAAGACGAAGAAUUAUGUGAGAAAAAAUUGGAGAUUGCGUCUCGCGUGAUGGAAAAUGAUUUGUUGACGAAAGAGAGUGAGACUGCAACGGAAAGCAUGGAAAAUGAAAGAAGAAAUAACGAAAGAUCGACAGACUCGCACGACAAGUUGGAUAUCGAGGAGGAGGAAGAGAAGAAAAAGAAAAAACAUAUAAAUAUUGAUUGCACGAGUCUUCAUAUCCCAAUGACCGAUCAGUCGCAAUCGUCAACCGUUUUCUCGUCGCUGAAGCCGGAAAACGCUGGUCCAACAAAGAACAAUGACGAUUUCUCGUUGGCGAGGCAAAAGCGCGCGAGUUUUCACAGCGGUACCAAUCGCGCCUUUCUCAUACCGAUGAUAGAAAAGUCUCCGAAAGGACUGGAAACGAAGGACAAAAUCGCACCUGUGAAAUCAGUUGAAAUCAGAUGCGCAUCGGCCGAUAAAACCACGAUGAGAUCGCCGAUCGACAAAAAUAUCGCUCUCACGAGAAGCUCGUCCACGGCGAGCCUAGAAAAAGCGAAGAGGACGAAUUCCGCGCCGCCACAGAGGCGAAAUUUGACAUCCGCGACUCGUCUGCAGGUGAACAUCGUGAUCGACACGCCUGGUCUCACCGAGGCGGCGGAUAAAUCGAUCGUUUGCGAAAAAAUACAGGAUGGAAAAGAUGUCAUGGAAAAGUACGAGGAAGGCGUGGCGAAGAUAUCGCGAGAGCGAUCGAUAAAAUCGGCGUCCCUGAAGAGAAGAUCGAAGAGCGCGAAGAAACGUUACGUCACCUCGGGCCCAGGCAAGGACGAAGAUCGCGGACGAGGGAAGGCUUUUAUGGAUCCCAAAACGAGCGACGUGAUCACCAUGGUAUCGCUAGUCAGCUCGGCUGACAGCGAUAGCGAUGUAGAGAAUUCGCCAGGUGACGAUAAGCUUAUCAACGAACUGCGUAAUAAGCUGCCCACAACGUCUAUUAUCAAGACGUCUAUUAAUCCCAAUCCCGGCACAACGAGAAAACCCAUCAAAUCAGUUUCCUUUCAGAGAGACUCAUUCGAUCAGGAGCCAGUAAAAGAAGAAAAGCGAAUCAUCAACAACAUUCAACUUCCUCGUUUCGGCCACACCAUUAAUGUCACUCAUGGAAACGAUAAUGAGAAUUUGGCACAGCAGAAUGGCAGAACUAUCGAUAAUGUGAUCUCAAUUCCAACGCUGGCCAUCGAUCCCGUGCCAAUUCCACAGGAUGUCGAAACUACCGUGCCGGAGACACCAUUGACUGAUCGCGAGAAGAGAUGCUUGGCAGUGCCGAUUGGUGAUCUGCACGACAAGAAACGGAAGUUGUUACGAACGCGCAGCACACCAAAUCGUCCGAUAGUAGCGGAACGAACGAAUAAUGCUCCAGUAGAAGUAAAGGAACAGAGAAUGCCUCUCGUGAUGCCGAGAGUCGAUCUCGUCCCGAUUUCACCGAUUGAUACACCGCUUUCGAAAGUCGAAUUUCCUAAAGAGAUGUUGCUGGAGAAAGAAACACCAUCGGAGGUAAUGCCGUCGGAGCCACAUUUUCAAACGACCAAGGAAAAAGAAUGUUGGCAUCUUUACAGACGAAUGUGCGAUAAGGGUGUAUGCGUGUCCUUUGAUACUGUUCUAAGAGGGAUGCUAACACCGACGGAAUAUCGAUUGCGACAGAAAGAAUGUUCGCAAGAUUUGCGAUAAAAUUUACGAAAAUAUUAAAUGUUGUUUUGUUAUCAUAUUUAGAUACAUUUUUAAUGAAACAAUUACUCUUAUUUUUUUCUAAAAUCGAUCGAUUAUCCAGAAACAGUAAAUAACAAAACGUAAUUAAUAUAUAUAAUU
Pogonomyrmex barbatus (red harvester ant) is the source of this 2710-nucleotide messenger RNA. RefSeq lists its product as uncharacterized. The record is from RefSeq and is a predicted model, not a curated record. Lineage: Eukaryota; Metazoa; Arthropoda; Insecta; Hymenoptera; Formicidae.